Salvia hispanica is the source of this 1292-nucleotide messenger RNA. Its product is annotated as pfkB-like carbohydrate kinase family protein. NCBI's taxonomy places the organism in Eukaryota, Viridiplantae, Streptophyta, Magnoliopsida, Lamiales, Lamiaceae. The record is from RefSeq and is a predicted model, not a curated record.
GGAAAGGAGGGGAGGAGCGGAAAAGGGCGGCAGCAGCAACAGCAACAGCAACAGCUUUAGCCACUUGGAUUGGAUUCACAUUCAACCGAAUUAUGGGUCUUGAAAUCCACAGCGAAGACGCAAUUCAUGGUGCUCCCCUCAUUCUUGGGUUACAGCCCUCUGCUCUCGUUGACCACGUCGCAACUGUUGAUUCCUCCCUCCUCUCCCGCAUCCCCGGCGAGCCCGGCGGCUCCUUCCCUGUUGCGGCUGAAGAGCUGAAGUUCGUCUUGAGCGAGGUUAAUAGCCAUUUCGAUGCUUCUCCUGAAAAGGGGGCUUCGUUGAAGACCAUAGCAGGUGGUAGUGUUGCUAAUACAAUCCGAGGUCUGGCUGCUGGUUUUGGGAUCACUUGUGGCAUAAUAGGGGCUUGUGGGGAUGAUGAAGAGGGAAGUUUGUUCAUUGAAAACAUGAGCUCCUACAACAUUAAUCUGUCGAGAUUGAGGCUUAAAACCGGGCUAACCGCCCAGUGUGUUUGCUUGGUUGAUGAAUUUGGCAAUCGUACUAUGCGGCCAUGUCUCUCGAGUGCAGUGAAAGUUCAGGCAGAUGAUUUGACUACAUCGGAUCUUAGAGGUUCCAGGUGGCUAGUGAUGAGAUAUGGAAUCUUUAACAUCGAAGUUAUUCAGGCAGCCAUUAGAAUUGCCAAACAAGAAGGUGUUUUAGUUUCCCUCGACCUCGCCAGUUUUGAGAUGGUAAGGAAAUUCAGAUUGCCACUUCUACAGUUGCUUGAAUCGGGAGGUGUAGACCUUUGCUUUGCAAAUGAGGACGAGGCUGCUGAGCUCUUGAGUGAUGAGAAAGUAGAUCCUGAAUCAGCUCUCGAGUUCCUUGGGAAACACUGCCGAUGGGCUGUAGUGACUUUAGGCGCUAAAGGGUGCAUUGCGAAGCAAGGGAACGAGGUUGUCCGAAUCCCAGCAAGCGGAGAGUCGAAGGCAGUUGAUGCAACAGGAGCCGGGGACCUCUUUGCUAGCGGGUUUCUGUACGGGCUGGUGAAGGGAUGGACGUUGGAGGAGUGCUGCAAGACCGGGGCAUGCAGUGGUGGCUCGGUGAUCAGGUCGCUCGGGGGGGAGGUAAGUCGAGAGAACUGGCAGUGGAUGUAUAAACAAAUGCGGAUCAAAGGGCUUCCUGUGCCUGACCACAACAAUUUUGUUUAUGACGAAGUCAUGAUCUAGAGAUACAUGCUGUCUUUAAUAAUCCCUUUGCAAACAAUGUUGUAGACUGAUAUCUAUUAUUCACGGCCUAUAUAAAUGAAAUUUUGCUGA